This is a messenger RNA of Myripristis murdjan (pinecone soldierfish), 1527 nucleotides long. Its product is annotated as NF-kappa-B inhibitor delta-like. Lineage: Eukaryota; Metazoa; Chordata; Actinopteri; Holocentriformes; Holocentridae. Gene Ontology annotation, molecular function: protein binding. Gene Ontology annotation, cellular component: nucleus. Gene Ontology annotation, biological process: regulation of gene expression. The record is from RefSeq and is a predicted model, not a curated record.
AUGCUGCUGCGACGGGACAACAAGACAAACUCACCGAACAUCACAGAGGGGAACAGCCACGAUCCCUCCCGCACCACUGAAGUUUUUCGCGUUUUGUUAAAUACUGGUGAUCAAGCGGACAGGCUGCUGAGGGCUUCUGUCAUGCCCUGGGAGACAUCGCCAAAGGAGAAGCCGUGUUACACUCUGCCCACAGUGAAGAAACUCUUGGAGCAGAAGAGGAAGCGCGAGACGUCCUCAGUGUCACCCUCGUGCUCCACGGCCAGCACAAGUCCUGUCCCUCCUACCACUGUUACAGUAAGGCACCACACAGAUCCCUUCUCCAUUUCAGGUGCAUCAAGCAACUACUCAGACAUGGCAGUAGGCUAUGAGCAUUGGGCGCCUGCCCCAGAGUCUUCUCUCAAUUACUACUCCAGCCCCCAAGGAGCCAGCUAUGCUGAAGCCUACAGCCUUCCAAUGGGCUCUGAAUACAGCACACAGCAGCAGAUCCAGGGAUUUGGAGAUGCAAUGUCUCAGCCAUAUGAGUGUCCUGUUUCAGUGGCGAGUCCUGUUCUGACUUCAUCCUGGCCAUUCCUGGGCCCCAGUCAGUCUGCACAGCUAAGUUUUGGCUCACAGCUGGAUGCCGCCAAGCUGGAGGAGGCCAGGAUGUUACUCAGUGGGAUGGACUACAGCAGAACCACUGGUCAGGAUGAAGAUGGUGACACCAUCCUACAUAUCUACACUGCCAAAGGCCUCAGGGAGUGUGCCUUUGCUGCUGCAGAGAGGCUGAGGGAAUUAGGGAGACUUGAUGCCAAAGAACACAAGGGCAAGACUGCUCUGCUGGUGGCAGUGACAGCAAACCAGCCCGAGAUCGUCCAAGAUCUUCUGUCACUCGGGGCGGACGUCAAUGCUUGUGAUGUCAAUGGUCAAACCGCUCUUCAUCUGGCUGCAAACUAUGGCUUCCCUAGGGUUUUGCAGGUUAUUCUGUCCAGUGGAGCUGCAGUGAACAUUGAAGCCAGCAAUUUUGAAGGUAUGACUCCUCUGCACUGUGCAGCCAUUUCCCACAGUCUCACCAUGAAGGCUCUGGCUGCCAGUGGCCUGGAGAUGUCAGCCGCAGAGCAGGCUGUGGAGAAGCUCUCCUGUCUGCAGAUGCUGCUCAAUGCAGGGGCGUCGUUGCUAGCCCAGGAAAUCAAAAGUAACAAGACUGUCCUGCACCUGGCAGUCAAAGAUGGCAACAUUGACCUGGUUCGCCAUCUGCUGAGGAUUCCUCUGCCAAACUUGAAGGAGUUUGUCAACAUGAAGGCUCAUGGACACACAGCCUUACACAUGGCAGCUGGUCUCCAUGGAAGCCCUCACCAGGAAGAGAUGCUGCGGCUACUGCUGGGCAGGGGAGCUGACCCCAGCAUCCGCAACCUCGAGAAUGACCAGCCAGCCCACCUCCUGCAGAGCGGACACCGUGGGAGAACAGCUCAAGCUGAUCCUGAAGAAACGGAGUGCUUCCACUCGUCGGCGAAUGGUGUCCCUCUGAUCAAGGCGUUUGCUGCCACCUAA